Juglans regia (Persian walnut) is the source of this 1460-nucleotide messenger RNA. RefSeq names its product choline-phosphate cytidylyltransferase 2-like. Gene Ontology annotation, biological process: CDP-choline pathway. Gene Ontology annotation, molecular function: choline-phosphate cytidylyltransferase activity; phosphatidylcholine binding. The transcript is spliced from 8 exons. The coding region runs from base 197 to 1156 and encodes 319 amino acids. Lineage: Eukaryota; Viridiplantae; Streptophyta; Magnoliopsida; Fagales; Juglandaceae. The record is from RefSeq and is a predicted model, not a curated record.
AGUAAUAUAUAUUUUUCUUUGCAGGAAUAAACCAAAAAAAUAUAUAAGAUAUAGUGAAAAAUAGGAAGCGAAAUUACCGUAUGUUGUGAGACUGAGGACCGCAGAAACGCUAAUACAGGGGGAGUGGUAUACUCGCGAAAGAACAAUCAAAUGAAAUGAAAGAGGGUUAUUGCUGCUGCUGAUUCGAAUCAUUCGAAUGGAGGAGCCUAAGCCCAAGGAUGUUAAGGAUGCUAUCGUUUCGUAUUCGAAUGGAAGGUCUGAUGACACGGCGCCGGACCGUCCUCCUCGAGUCUAUGCUGAUGGGAUCUACGAUCUCUUCCACUUCGGCCACGCUCGCUCCCUUGAGCAAGCCAAGAAACUGUUCCCAAACACCUAUCUGCUUGUCGGGUGUUGCAAUGAUGAAAUCACCCACACGUAUAAGGGAAAAACGGUUAUGACGGCGGACGAACGCUAUGAAUCUCUUCGCCAUUGCAAGUGGGUGGAUGAAGUCAUUCCCAAUGCACCUUGGGUGAUUACACAAGAAUUUCUUGACAAGCACAACAUUGACUUUGUGGCCCAUGACGCUCUUCCUUAUGCAGAUGCUAGUGGAGCCGGGAAGGAUGUCUAUGAGUUUGUUAAAGCUGCGGGGAAGUUCAAGGAAACAAAACGAACUGAUGGGAUUUCUACUUCGGAUAUUAUAAUGAGGAUUGUAAAAGAUUAUAACCAGUAUGUGAUGCGUAACUUGGAUCGUGGAUAUUCAAGAAAAGAGCUUGGCGUUAGCUAUGUGAAGGAAAAGCGGCUGAGGGUGAAUAUGAAAUUGAAGAAACUACAAGAGAAAGUGAAGGAACAACAAGAGAAAGUGGGAGAGACGAUUCAAACCGUUAAAAUGCAUCGCAAUGAGUGGGUGGAGAAUGCCGAUCGGUGGGUUGCUGGAUUUCUUGAGAUGUUUGAAGAAGGUUGCCAUAAAAUGGGCACUGCCAUCAGGGAUCGAAUUCAAGAGCGGCUAUUGGGUCCGCAGUCUAGAGAAUCCACAUAUUUCUUAGAAAAUGGUAAUGAGAAUGUUGAAGAUGAUGAUCAUGAAGAAUAUUAUGACGAGGAUGAUGAUGAUGACUAUGAUGAGGAGGAUUAUUAUUAUUAUGAUGACCAAGGAAGUAUAGAUGAGAAAGAAAAGCACUAAAAAAUUUAAAGUUGCAGAGAACAGUAUUAUUUGCUCUUCCAUGCUUGCACGUAGUUUUUUUUUCUAGCCACUUGGUCCCUGUAAAAUGCCAUACAGUAGUAGUAACGGAUGAUGAAUUAUGAAACAUGGUUCGCUCUGGCUGUGAAAGCAAAUUUGUGUUAAAAGUUGGAAACUUCUGCCUUCUUGUAAUUUUGUCUUCCAUUUUAGUGUGUUUGAAAUUUCUCACAACUUGUAUACUGAUACGCCUGAAGUGCUGUUUCCGGCUGGCAAGAAUGACAUUCUUGAAUGUUGUUUGGGGCUGCUA